AUGGCUCCAAUGCGGUCUGGUGCACAGGGACUGUGCUGUGUGACACUGAUUGUUUGGCUGUGUUGUGGAGCUCAUACUGAGGCCUCUGCGCUCAACCUGAAACGCUUCAUCGGCUGCGCAGUCAGAGAGUUUACCUUUCUGGCCCGUAAGCCGGGAUGCGGCGGGCUGCACAUCACCACCGAUGCCUGCUGGGGACGCUGCGAGACCUGGGAAAAGCCUGUCCUGGACCCGCCCUUCAUCGAGUCACAUCAGCGCGUCUGCACUUAUAACGAAACUCGGCUGGAGACGGUACGACUGCCGAACUGCUCAGCAGACGUGGACCCGUCCUACACCUACCCCGUGGCCCUCCGCUGCGACUGUGGGGUUUGUCUCACUAGCACCACUGAAUGCAUCACUUCGGUCUGA
Molecule: messenger RNA, 405 nt
Organism: Puntigrus tetrazona (Sumatra barb)
Lineage: Eukaryota; Metazoa; Chordata; Actinopteri; Cypriniformes; Cyprinidae
Gene: gphb5
Product: glycoprotein hormone subunit beta 5
Exons: 3
Coding region: 1-405 (134 amino acids)
Biological process (GO): regulation of thyroid hormone receptor signaling pathway; G protein-coupled receptor signaling pathway
Cellular component (GO): extracellular region; cytoplasm
Molecular function (GO): hormone activity
Source: RefSeq, a predicted model, not a curated record